Molecule: messenger RNA, 465 nt
Organism: Catharus ustulatus (Swainson's thrush)
Lineage: Eukaryota; Metazoa; Chordata; Aves; Passeriformes; Turdidae
Product: claw keratin-like
Exons: 1
Coding region: 1-465 (154 amino acids)
Cellular component (GO): intermediate filament
Molecular function (GO): structural constituent of cytoskeleton
Source: RefSeq, a predicted model, not a curated record
AUGUCCUGCUCCAGCCUGUGCGUCCCCAGCUGCGGGGUGGCCACCCCGGCCCCUCUGGCUGACACCUGCAACGAGCCCUGCGUGCGGCAGUGCCCCGACUCCACGGUGGUGAUCCAGCCCCCGGCCUCGGUGGUCACCUUCCCCGGGCCCAUCCUCAGCUCCUUCCCGCAGCAGAGCGCCGUGGGCUCGGCAGGAGCUCCCUACGUGGGAGCCGGCUCCGGUGGCGCCUUUGGAAGCCGUGCUGGCUACGGAGGAUUUGGUGGCUACGGAGGAUUCGGAGGCUACGGGGGUUAUGGAAGCCGUUAUGGUUACGGGGGUUGGGGCUAUGGAGGCCGUGGGGGCUACGGGGGAUGGGGCUGUGGAGGCUACGGAGGCUAUGGAGGCUAUGGGGGCUAUGGCAGCUGUGGCACCGGGGGCUGGAGCAGUGGCCACCGCUACCUCAAUGGCAACUGCGGGCCCUGCUAA